AUGGCGGGCGCUCGGGCUUUCGUGGCGCUGCUGGCAGCCACCCUGCUGCUGGCCCAGGCCGUCCUGGGCAGCGAGGAGCACCGGCGGCUCCUGGGGGCUCCCGUGGAUGUUGCGGAGAACGAUGAGGGCAUGCAGCGAGCCCUGCAGUUCGCCAUGGCGCAGUACAACAGGGCCAGCAACGACAAGUACACCAGCAGGGUGGUGCGGAUCGUCAGCGCCCAGCGGCAGCUUGUGUCUGGAAUCAAAUACACCAUGGAAGUUGAGGUUGGCCGGACAACUUGCACAAAGGCAACAGCAGAUCCCCAGAGCUGUUCUUUUCACGACACUCCAGAGAUGGCUAAGUACACCACUUGCAACUUUGUAGUGUACACUAUUCCUUGGCUAAAUGAAAUUAAACUACUGAAAAGUAGCUGCAAGUAAGCUUCCUUGGCUCCAGCAGAGACCAGCAACCAGCAUUAAAAAAAAGUAAUAACAUGAAUUGAGAUGGGAUGCAUCAAUAUCUGUUAACUCAAAUACUUCUGUGUGUGUUAUGCAAGUAAAACUAUGUAACCUUCCUCUAAAGCACAGUAUGAUCUCAACUUUGUUUUUCCUCAUUGUAAUAAUACUUUGGUGUAGCUGUUUUUCUCAAUUUUCCCAAUAAAGUAAUUCUAGCAUCAGAACUCUUAAGGAAAAAGUUGGUUGUCCCUGUGAAGUGACUACUGUAAACAUUAAAACAUAAUUCCAUGUU
This is a messenger RNA of Oxyura jamaicensis (ruddy duck), 727 nucleotides long. RefSeq names its product cystatin-like. The coding region runs from base 1 to 420 and encodes 139 amino acids. The transcript is spliced from 3 exons. Gene Ontology annotation, molecular function: cysteine-type endopeptidase inhibitor activity. The record is from RefSeq and is a predicted model, not a curated record. Lineage: Eukaryota; Metazoa; Chordata; Aves; Anseriformes; Anatidae.